Molecule: messenger RNA, 6552 nt
Organism: Oncorhynchus mykiss (rainbow trout)
Lineage: Eukaryota; Metazoa; Chordata; Actinopteri; Salmoniformes; Salmonidae
Source: RefSeq, a predicted model, not a curated record
AAGAGUUGCAGUGACCUCAUCCCUCCAGCAGCUGCUGCGACGAGGACCUCUUUCCUGCAACUUUUUGUAUGAACUUCGAAGUUGAACAAUCGCAAAAGGAAGCAGACACUUGGAGUAAGCGGGAACAUCGCGUAAGAAAAGAUAAUAAUACUAUUUUGUUGACGUUUUCGUGGUGUAAAUCUAAAAAGUCGACUCGCACUUUUAAAAAUAUUUUUCGUGGCCAAACAUUGUGAUAGCAGUUUCCCUGGAAUCUGUCUUACAACCGCGGAGGUGGGGAGAAGAAAGAUCAUCCUGAGAGACGGACACACACAGGGCAGGAGAAUGUACCAGACACUGACGCCUCUUAGUUCACAUUGCCCACCAGAGACCGAAGCAGCAUGCAGACCUGAGGAGAACCAACACUAGCUACAACGUUCUCCCCCUCCUCCAGUCCUCCCAGCCACCAAUGUUCUGUGGAGGAGAAUGCGGGUCGGGCGGAGAACGCGGGUCGGGCGGAGAACGCGGGUCGGGCGGAGAACGCGGGUCGGGCGGAGAAAGAGAGCGAGAGCGGAGCUCGGGUUCAGGCUCGGCGCCCACGGCCCAUAGCAACCUGUCGGCUAAACUGGGCCACCUGAUCAGCCCUCAUGACUCCUCGAUGCUCCGGAACAUCCACAACACCCUGAAGAGCAAGAUGCACCACAGCAGACAUCACAGCAAAGACAACCGCUACCUGUCGCCAGACGGCUACCAGGGCUCGCCGCGUAAAGGCAUGAGGCGUAUCCGCCAGCGCUCCAACAGUGACAUCACUAUCUCUGAGCUGGAGGGUGACGGGGGCGAGGGCUGGUCCUUCUCCGGCUGGACGCCCAUGCACCGAGAGUACGGAAGCACCUCCUCCAUAGACAAACACACGGGCUCAGGGGAGAGCUUCUUCGAUAUGCUCAAGGGUUAUACAUCCCAGGAGGCUCCAGACCAGCGCAGCCCGGCACCGGACAGACUCAGGGAGCUGCUGACGGUCGCCCCGCACAAACAGGCUGCCUUAGAUCUGCCCGAUGGACCUCUGGGUACUGCCAGAGGUAGCCCCUCCAGUCGCCUGAAGGAAAGAGAGAAACAACUCAAAAGGAGAUCCAAGUCGGAGACGGGCGGGGAGUCCAUCUUCCGGAAGCUUCGUAGCGCCAAGGCCGAGGGCGACUCUUCCCGUGCCGGAUCAGACAUAGAGGACGGGGGGCGGGAGGACGGUAACAGCCCCAAACCCUGGACCUGUCAGAAGGGCUUCGCCCACUUUGACGUGCAGAGUAUCCUCUUUAACCUCAACGAGACCAUCCAGGGACGACAGUCCGGUGGGAAACCCAAGAACACCACCACGGGAGCUUCCGCUGCCGCCGCCGCCUCGGCCUCUGCCACUUCCUCCCUCUCAUCCAAUCAGAGCGGAGUAUACGGUGGGGGUGGGUCUCCGUGCGGGUCGCAGGAGGAGCUAAGUGGGAAGGAGGGGUGUCCGGGUACAGGAGGGGGACAUGGCACUAACCCUGCCCUGGAUCCUGGGGAUGACAAGAGCAAUGAACUGGUGCUGAACUGUCCCUGUUUCAGGAAUGAACUGGGAGGAGAGGGAGAGAGGAACAUCUGCCCUUCUAAACAGCAGGGUAGUAUAGGCAGUGGAGAGAGCUCUGGGGGGGGAGGUGGCUCAGAGGAGGGGCCCCUGGAGACCACUCUCCCCCACUUCACCAAUGCCGGGGUGGCCGUGCUGGAGGCCCCUAAAGACGGACAGGGACAACACGCCGACAGGGCCAAACGAUCUGUAGAACACUGUGACCUGGGGGCCUACUACUACAGGAAAUACUUCUAUCUGAGGGAGCAUUGGAACUACCUGGGUGUAGAUGAGACUCUAGGUCCAGUAGCAGUGAGUCUGAGGAGAGAGAAACUAGAGGAACACAAGGAGCAUGGACAACAGUACAACUACAGAGUCAUCUUCAGAACCAGCGAGCUCACCACCCUGCGUGGGUCCAUUCUGGAAGAUGCUGUGCCCUCCACCUCUAAGCACGGCCUGGCUCGGGGUCUACCCCUCAAAGAGGUGCUAGAUUACCUGGUACCAGAGCUGACCGCCCACUGUCUCAGACUGGCUCUCAACACACCUAAAGUCACAGAGCAGCUGAUGAAGCUGGACGAACAGGGGUUGAGUUUCCAGUUAAAGGUGGGGGUGAUGUACUGUGCGUCGGGACAGAGCAGUGAAGAGGAUAUGUAUAAUAAUGAUUCGGCAGGUCCUGCUCUGGAGGAGUUCCUUCAGCUGCUGGGGGAGAGGGUCCGACUGAAAGGAUUCACCAAGUACCGAGCCCAGCUGGACACUAAGACUGACUCCACAGGGACCCACUCCCUGUACACCACCUAUAAGGACUACGAGGUGAUGUUUCAUGUCUCCACCAUGCUGCCCUACACACCCAACAACAAACAACAGCUCCUGAGGAAGCGUCACAUAGGAAAUGACAUAGUGACCAUCGUAUUCCAGGAGCCUGGGGCUCAACCCUUCACCCCUAAGAACAUACGCUCUCACUUCCAACACGUGUUCGUAGUGGUGAGAGCACAUCAACCCUGCUCUGACAACACCACUUACAGCGUGGCGGUCACUCGUUCUCGUGACGUCCCGUCCUUCGGCCCUCCCAUCCCAGAGGGCAUGUCCUUCCCAAAGUCCUCCACAUUCCGGGACUUCCUUUUGGCCAAAGUCAUCAACGCAGAGAACGCCGCCCACAAAUCUCACAAGUUCCGCGCCAUGGCGACACGGACACGUCAGGAGUACCUCAGAGAUCUGGCAGAGCGCAACACCACAUCGACCCCCAUCGACCCGUCCGGGAAAUUCCCCUUCAUCUCAUUGGCUCACAAGAAGAAGGAGAAGAGUCGUCCGUACGCGGGGGCGGAGCUUCGGAGCCUCGGCGCCGUCACGUGGGCGGUCCACGCCGAGGAUCAUGGAGUGGGAGGAGAGCUCGAAGCGCUAUUGGCUAUCUCCAACGACUUCCUCAUCCUAUUGGAUCAGGAGGCCAAGGCCGUGGUGUUUAACUGUGCUACUAAGGACGUGAUUGGCUGGACGCUGGGGAGUCCCGCCUCCAUGAGGAUCUUCUAUGAGAGAGGGGAGAGUGUGUCUCUGAGGUCUGUCAGUAACAACACAGAGGACUUCAGAGAGGUGGUGAAACGACUGGAGUACCUGACUAAGGGUUGUGAAACGUCUGAGAUGACACUACGUCGUAACGGGCUGGGCCAGCUGGGUUUCCAUGUCAACUACGAGGGCAUCGUGGCAGAGGUGGAGUCGUACGGGUACGCCUGGCAGGCCGGGCUGAGGCAGGGCAGCCGAUUGGUCGAAAUCUGCAAGGUUGCCGUGGCGACUCUGACCCACGAGCAGAUGAUCGACCUGCUGAGGACGUCGGUCACCGUCAGGGUGGUCAUCAUACCCCCGCACGAAGACGCUACGCCACGCAGAGGUUGCUCUGAGCUCUACCGUAUCCCAGUGGUUGAGUAUAAGAGCAGUGGUGAGAGUGGUUCGUUUGACUACAAGUUCCCGUUCCGCAGCAAAGACAACAAGUGGCAGAGAACCUCCAGUAGUCCCCAGCAGUCCCUGACGGCCUCCCCCCAGCCGCACACCCCCAACCGGGCCGUCAGCCUGGGGAGCUCUGGGGGGAAGACCCUGUCUGCUGAACGCCCAGAGAGAAACGCUGCUAUACCACGCAGUGUUAGUAGUGAUGGACGGCCGCUGGAUACCAAGAGAAUGUCUCCAGGCAGUGAGAACUAUGCUCCGGUCUCCUCUCUGGCACUGGGCCGUUCUCCUCACAACCGAUCUUCCCUGUCCAACCUCUCCUUCUCCAGUGACACCUCGCAGCAUUGGAGGACUCAGAAGUCCAUGCCCGAGGGGUUUGGAGAACACAGACAACACUCCCCUCUGUCUACAGAGCGACAGGUGGUAGGAGAAGGCGGGGCUAGUGGAAAGUCCACACCUAAUUGGCCGAGAGUGGAGGAAGGGGGCGGGACCGACAGAGGUUCUACAGAUGCUCCUGUGUCUAAGUCUGGUCCUGGGUACUCCGGAGCACCACGCAUCCAGAGGCAGGAGCAGGUCAUGCACCACUCCCCCAAGAAGUGCUCCCAGCCUGAGGGUCCCUACUCCAGCAGUAACACCCUGUCCAGCACGGCCUCGAGCGGGGGCCACAGCGACACCGACAAGUGGUUCGACCUGGGGGGCCCCGGGGGACCAGGGGAGGCCCCUGACUCUGAACCUAACGGCCUGGGAGGGGGGUACCUCCAGGGGGCCUCAGCCGACAGCGGGAUAGACACUUCAUCCUACGGAGGAGGGGGUGGGGGCCACUCACACCCCCACCAGGAGAGUUCUAGUUCCCUCUUGGCUCCUGGGGGUAGAGAGGGGAGGGAUAGAGCUCCAUCACCCUGGCAUAGCCCCACUGAGGGGGGCAGGAGGGUCCUGGAGAGGUCAUCCCCGGCCGCAGAGAGCUCACAACCCCCAGGGGAGAGGGGGGAGAGAGGAGAAGGGGCGGCUAGGACUCCUCCUACAUGUCUACUGGUUGGAGAUGGCAGCUCGUACAGUCUGACUGAUGCAGGAUCGCACUCCAGUUCCAGAGGCCACUCCCCUCGUGAGGACUCGUCUUCCUCGGCCACCUCCCCUUGCUCCCAGACGUCGGUCUCCCCCGGCCCUAAGACCUUCUACCCCCGUCAGGGAGCCACCUCCAAGUACCUCAUCGGCUGGAGGAAGCCAGGAUCCACCAUCAACUCUGUCGACUUCGGAGACAACCGCAAGAAGUCUCCAGGGGAGGGAGGAGGAGGAAGUGGAGGCGAGGGGAGUGGCGGCGGCGGCGGAGGACGAGGGGGUCAGGAUGGGGGUAACAGCAGACCCCAUCACUCCCUCCAGCCACACCUCACCCACGCUAAGACCACCGCGGAGGACGACAUGAAGAGACUGAGUCCAGACAGCCCCCCCAAACACAGACGACACAAGGUCAAGGUCAAGUCCUCCUCCUCAGGCCAGCCCCCUACCCGUCGGUCUCUCCACCGCACCCUGUCUGAUGAGAGUAUCUACCGGGGCCAGCGUGUCCCCUCUCUGAGGCUGGGGGACCUAGAACCAGACCCUACCCUGGGUAAUGACAUGUUGUUCAGCUGCUCUACCCUGCCACGCUCUCCCACCACCCGCGGGGUGCCCCUCAGACGACCCUCGUACAAACUGGGGAUCAAACUACACGGGGAUCUGUCUGCGUCUGACACGUCAUUGGCUGAGAUGGUUGAGCGACAGCGCCACCCCCUUCCCCAGGAGCUGAUGCCCCUCCCCCCCUCUGAGAGCAGGGACAGCCCCCUGGACUGGACCCACCUGGUGGAUGUGGCCAAUACCUUCGAAUGUAAGAUCCAGAGAGGGUUUGUGUUCAGUGAUUCUAACCACAGAGGUAGUGGAGCCUCCAGCCCUCACCAGUCACAGCCCAGCCUGGACCUACAGCCUGCCCCUCUGUCCAGACCAUCAUCCAGUGAGGGUCCAGCAGGUCUGGAGAGGAAUGUGACCAAGCUGGAAGCCGUGGUCAAGAUGCUACAGGAUGACCUAAAGAAGGAGCGUGAGGAGAAGCAGCGUCUCCAUCUGCAGAUCAAAAGGCUCUGGGAGGAUAACCAGCGGCUGCAGGAGGAGUCCCAGAGCUCUGCUGCCAAACUCAAGAAGUUCACAGAGUGGGUUUUCAACACCAUCGACAUGAACUGAGACAGACAGAGGAGGAGAGGAGGAGGGUUCUACCACAUUGACCAGAAGAGGAGGGGGAGGGAAAGGAGAAGAGUAAAUGGAAAGAGAGAGGACCAGUCCCAAAAACAUUCCCCUUCUCCCUUGCACAAACUGAAGUACUGAUUUCACUCUCCAUGCCUCUUCCUUGUCCCUUGAAGUACUGAUUUCACUCUCCAUGCCUCUUCCUUGUCCCUGGAAGUACUGAUUUCACUCUCCAUGCCUCUUCCUUGUCCCUGGAAGUUCUAAUUUCACUCUCUGAAGUGCCAACUAAGGUUUCCUCUCUCAACUACCCACUGAAACUCAGGAUUAGCUAGAAGGACAGUCUUCUUCUGUUAAAUAAUGAAGGAUUUAUUUCAUACUGUGGGAUUUGAAGAGGAGCUGUGUGUGUAAUUGUGAUGGGCUCUCGGUACUGCCAAGAAAUACUGGAGCUCAGAAGACUAGAGCUCUGUCCUCCUCCUCUCCUCCCUCACUGUCUGAGCUGACUUCACUCUGGGGGUGGUAGGAAGACUCCGACAUAAAGAGAGACUUGUGUUUUACCCCAAUAGCCAGCCUCUCAGUGGCUGUACAGUACAUCUCUUCAGCUAAGGCCUCAAAGCACAUAAGAGCACAGAGUAACAGGAAACUGUGGAAUCUCAUCUCGUCUCUUCUCCCUGUCUCCACUCUUCCUCCUCUGCAAAUUUGACUUGUCUGAUGCUACCUCUGUCUACACUACCCCAACAGACAGGCAGAUAGAUGGACGGAGGGAAGAGGCAGACAGAGAGGAGGCAGGCAGGCAGGCAGACAGACAGACAGACAGACAGACAGACAGACAGACAGACAGACAGACAGACAGACAG